UUCUCCCCCCGUUUAACCGUCUCAGUUGUCGGUGAGGCCGGCCGGGCGGAUCCCAUAUCAGAGUGAAACAGAAAAAUAAAAAGCAACACAACUACAGUAACAACUUGGCCUUUACCUAAAUUAAGAUAACAAGCUCCCCCGUGGAUAUAUAACCAGAAGAUGCCCUCAGCAAUGAAUGCAAACAGGACAGUGCAAUCAGCCAGCCCAGAGAUGGGAUCCGCUCCAGGGUCAAUGGGCGGCUGUGGGCAGUCUGAGGUAUUGAAGCAAGUGUUGUGCGUCAUCGACAAGAAGGUCCGCAACAUGGAGAAGAAGAAGAGCAAAUUGGACGACUAUAAAGUCAGGAAGAACAAGGGGGAGGGUCUCAACCAGGACCAGCUGGAGGCUCUCUCCAAAUACCAAGAAGUCACGAAUAAUUUGGAAUUUGCCCGAGAGCUGCACAAGACGUUUAUUACACUGGGACAAGAUCUCCAGAAGGUAGUGAAGAAGACGGCUCGGCGGGAGCAGCUGCAGCGAGAGGAGGCGGAGCAGAGGAGGCUGAAGACCGUCCUUGAGUUGCAGUUUGUCCUGGAUCGGUUGGGUGACGAGGCCGUAAGGCAGGAGCUGAAGCAGGGGUUGGGCGGCUCACCGCUUCUGACGGACGAAGACCUUGCUACUUUUGAUGAGUUCUAUAAGUUGGUGGGACCAGAUCGCGAUCAGAACGUGAGGUUGGCUGAUCAAUAUGAGGAAGCAUCUGUGCACCUUUGGGACCUGCUUGAAGGGAAGGACAAUGCUGUAGUUGGAACAACAUACAAGGCACUGAAAGAGACAUUGGACCAGGUUCUGCUGAGUGGGUACUUUGACCGGAUUCCAUCUCACCAAAAUGGAGUGUGCGAGGAAGAAGAGGAGGAAGAGCCAGCAGCUGUAGCAGCAGCAGCAGCACCAGUCACUGAAUCAUCAGAGGCAGAAGAGCAGACGGUUGACCCAGAAACUGAAGUCAUUGAGGAAUUUACAGAGGCCAUCACAGUGGAAACCACAGAAUUCAUAAACAGACAGUUCAUUCCAGACAGUUCCUACAGCGGCAGUGAAAAAGAGCAAGGGGAUGAGUGGACCAGGGAACCCGAGGCUGUUAGUGCCUUGCAACAGCAGCAACAACAACCCGUACAGCCUACAGCUCCCCCUGUUGCUCUGGAGACCCAUCCCAUGAACCUCACGUCUCCUGUUCCCCCAACCGACCCGCUGGUCCGUAAGCAAGUGGUGCAGGACUUGAUGGCACAGAUGCAGGGGACAUACAACUUCAUGCAGGACUCCAUGUUGGAGUUUGAUGGACAGCCCAUUGAUCCCGCCAUUGUGUCAGCACAGCCGAUGAAACCUCCUCAGACCAUGGACGUACCCCAGAUGAUUUGUUCUCCUGUUCACCCCGAAUCCCGACCUACGCAACCCACCUCUGUUCCUGUACAGCCUGAGCCCUCACAGGUCCCCAUCGUCUCACCAACACCCCCUCCAUUGUAUCAGACCUCUCAUACACCAGAUCCUCGACCCUCAACAGAACCCAUCGACCCCAUCCAGACCUCCAUGUCAUUGUCGUCAGAACAGCCUCCCCCCUCCACAGCUCUCCCUCCUGCCUCUCAGACGCAGGUCUUUCAGCCUGUUUCCAAACCUCCUCACAGCAGUGGCAUCAAUGUCAAUGCAGCUCCAUUCCAGUCAAUGCAAACAGUAAGGCUGUGAUGAUACUUCCUGUUU
Messenger RNA from Cyprinodon tularosa, 1719 nucleotides. Its product is annotated as caprin-1-like. NCBI's taxonomy places the organism in Eukaryota, Metazoa, Chordata, Actinopteri, Cyprinodontiformes, Cyprinodontidae. The transcript is spliced from 14 exons. The record is from RefSeq and is a predicted model, not a curated record. Gene Ontology annotation, cellular component: cytoplasm. Bases 160 to 1704 code for a protein of 514 amino acids. Gene Ontology annotation, molecular function: RNA binding.